UAGGCGCAGGCGCGGUGGGAGGCCUCGCGUGCGCGCACCACGGGUGGGCGCCUCGCAGGGAGGCGGCUACGCCCUCUGGCGGUGACCGCUUGCCCUUCCCGGGGUCGUCUCUUGGAAUAAAGCCACUCGCGCCCCCAGCGGUGGUGGUUUGUUUUGGAAAUCCGUUGCCGCAGAUUCCUAUGCCAGUAGCAGAACUGUAAGGAUGGAUAAAUCGGUACUUUUGCCUUUAAGAAUCUGAAGAGGUGACAUAGAUUUUUGAUGAAAUUGAGUCACGAAACUGUAACCAUCGAAUUAAAGAAUGGAACACAGGUCCAUGGAACAAUCACAGGUGUAGAUGUCAGCAUGAAUACUCAUCUUAAAGCUGUGAAAAUGACCCUGAAGAACCGAGAACCUGUACAGCUGGAAACGCUGAGUAUUCGAGGAAAUAACAUUCGAUAUUUUAUUCUACCUGACAGCUUACCUCUGGAUACACUACUUGUGGAUGUUGAACCAAAGGUGAAAUCUAAGAAAAGGGAAGCUGUUGCAGGAAGAGGCCGGGGCCGAGGAAGAGGAAGAGGACGUGGCCGGGGCAGAGGAAGAGGGGGUCCUAGGCGAUAAUGCCUCUCAAGAUUACUGUUUCAAAGUGCUGUGUCCAUUGAGAUAUUAUUUGUAAAGGUUUUGUCUUUUUAUGUCAGUUUUUAAUAAACAUAAAUGUAGGCCAGCUGUCUAUUGACUACAUCAAGUUUAGUUUUAAUAAUUCAUGUAUAUUUGUGACAUUAACACAGUAAUAGCUGAAUAUUACUACAUGGCCAUCCCAGAAUAAUUAUUUUGUUUGUUUUACUUUUUCACUCCAUGAAACCUAACAGGUGAAGUGGGUUUUGUUACUUAAGAAGCUGAAGUCCUGUGGAGUGGGGUCUAAAAUUGAUCCUCCUUUCCUGAGUUUUUCUCCAUGGAGACUUGGGUACUUAGUAAAAGGUGAUAGUCAUCUUCAUUGGUUUUGUUGUGAUGAAUUUUUUUGGUUUUAAUUUUUUUUCUACAGUUUCUCAAUAGUAUAUAGUUUUACAUUCUUCUGCAUUGAAACUUCAGAUGAUGUUCACUAGGUUGAAAUGUGUUAAUGUGGAAUAUACCUGUCAGUGGCUCCUUUAUCAAGUACUUUUACAAGAAGUCCUUUAAGAACAAAAGGAAAAAGACCUUUUUCAUGUGAUGGCAAAACUGGAUUCAUUCCAGUAGUUAAGGAUUUUUUUUAAUUGUUUCAAUUAAGCUUAGAGAAAAAUACUUCUCAGUUUAUACAGUUCCUUGUAAAGCUUACUACCAUUUGUUUAUAUGCUAAGGGAAAAAAACUUUGAGGAUUGGGAGGAAUUACAUCUGUAUUUUGACUUAAUGAUGCUUGUGGAGUUUUGUUUUUUAAAUGCGGAAAUUUCCUGCAAAGACUAAAAAAGUUUUAGGCCCUGCAAAUUGAGAGAUAGCAAGAGCAUUUGUGUGUGGUAUGUGAAUGUGCAUUUCAGUCUCUUCCACCCACUAAUGUUGGUGUUCCUAUUAUUUGAACUUAAGCAGAAGACAAGCGAGCCCUAUGAAGCAGCAAGGUUGAGAGGAGAUUUAAAGUGAACAAACAGAAAAGACCUGUCACAGGUGAACGAACAUAAAUUGACUCCUGCCCUCAUGGACCUUGUAGGCUAAAAGGGAAACAAAAUUAAAUAAACACUGAUAAAUCACUGCAAAUUGUGGCAACUCUGGUAAAGAGUACUUCAUGUUAUCUGUUUUAAAAGCAGUGUACAUAGGCUUCUCAUGAUUUUAAGUCGUGCGCCAACAUAACAGCAAAUGUAUUUCAUUAAUUUGUGAUUUUUAACGUGUAGAUGUUUGCAGCAUGACACCGGUCUAGUAACAUAGUUUAAAUGUAAGAUUAAACCAUAGUGGUUACUAGAUAGAGUUUAUUCCACUAGAGACUACUAUUUCAUUUUUAUGUGAAAAAUUUUAUGAAGAAAAAGUUGUUUGAAUUGAUUGCCAUUAUUAGCUAUAAAGGAAGCACUGCAGUAUGAGUAGAAAAUAAACCAACAUGCUUCUCUUGCCUCACUUCCCCCCAAAAAAGUAUGUAAGGAUCUUAGUCCUGCUGCAUUUUGUACACAUCUGAUAAUCUUUUAAAGCUUAAGAUUUUGUGGAGUUCAGUUUUCCUAAAGAAACUUAUGCAUUUGGGUAGAAAACCAUAAGUGAAAUAGGAAAUCAGAUUUCUAUUAUAAUUAUGUUCAUUAUGCAAGGAUUGCUUAGUAUUUUGAAAUGUAUUAAUGUAGUCAGCAAACAAAAUUUAUACGAUUAUACUGUUGAAAUGACAUUUUAUAAGAUACAGCACUUAUUUCUGAAAACCUAAACUGGAAGAUAUUUCCUUAACAUGAUGAAAAAAAUCCAUCUUAAACCAAUAGCAGACAUUUUCUAGAGACAUACAAUUAAAACAGCCAAAAAAUAUGUCUGAUAUUGGUCUUUAUUAUUUAAAGUGAAAAUUCUUGUGGUUCCAAAAAAUUAAGGGGCAUACUUUCGAAAAGGAAGGGAAAUUUACUGUUACCAUGUAGGAACAUGGUAGUGUUACAUUUUGCUGAACCAGCUUUUUCUCAGUAAAGCAUUAAAGUGUAUAUUUUAAAUUUUGGGUAAGGUCAGUAUACAUAUGAGAUUCAAUUUAGAAAAGAAUAACAAAGGCUCUAGAUGUCAAAUGCAGUGGAUUUUAGUUAUUCACGGUAGUUACGUUCUAUAAAGUUGCCGCAAACCAUGAAUUAGUGAAUACUGAACCAGUGUUCCUAGGGAAAACACAGGGUUAGAUUCCUAUGAGUCUCUGGUCACAUUUUCAUCAACUGAUCAAUACAAAACCUUGUUUUAUGUGAUUCUGUUUAGACCUAAUUUAAUAUAUAUAGUUUACAUUGAAUUCAUGACCAACAGCACUGUAACUUGUGCCCAAAUGAAGCUUUUCUAACACAUGUAUUUUCUCCAAAAGGCACAUGACCAUCUUGUGCAUGUUUAAACACUGUGCUUAUGGGCCAUUUUUUGAAAAUCACAAACAAAAGAAAAAUGACAAAUAUUUAAAAUGUGGUGCUAAAUAGACCAUUAAAAGAACAUUUGUUUACAGUAUGAGAGCUGAACAAGACAGAAUUUCUUCAGUCUCAGCUGGGAACAUGCAUAUCAGGUGACAGACUUUGCUGCUCUGUGUAUGCAUGACCAUGAAGGCACCAAUGAGUAUUGAUUUUGGAGUUACAAAUUUUAGCAAGUAGCUGACUUCCCACAUAUGGACUCCCAGGAUAAUGAGGAUUGAUUAUACCUAUCAUUUUGGUAAAAUUAUACCAAAGUAUUUUAUAUACUUUGUUAACUAUAGUGAAGGGGUACUAAGGUGGAUUUCUUAUAUAUGUUUUAGUGUCUUUGAAAUGAAGAUGCACCAUAAAGGGAAUAAAUUUAGAUCAUAUAUCAAAUCAAGUUUCUUUGUUAAUACAUAA
Pteronotus mesoamericanus is the source of this 3449-nucleotide messenger RNA. It is a transcript of the gene SNRPD1, whose product is annotated as small nuclear ribonucleoprotein D1 polypeptide. Gene Ontology annotation, biological process: RNA processing; spliceosomal snRNP assembly. Gene Ontology annotation, molecular function: RNA binding. Lineage: Eukaryota; Metazoa; Chordata; Mammalia; Chiroptera; Mormoopidae. The coding region runs from base 259 to 597 and encodes 112 amino acids. The record is from RefSeq and is a predicted model, not a curated record. The transcript is spliced from 5 exons. Gene Ontology annotation, cellular component: U4 snRNP; U2 snRNP; commitment complex.